AUGAAAGACAGCAACAUGUCAUUGGAGCGACUUCUGAUGAGUCUUUUGCCCAGGAAUGUUGCCAUGGAAAUGAAGGAAGAUUUCCUGAAGCCACCUGAAAGGAUUUUCCAUAAAAUUUACAUUCAGAGACAUGACAAUGUUAGCAUAUUGUUUGCAGACAUUGUGGGAUUCACCAGCUUGGCAUCGCAAUGCACUGCUCAAGAAUUGGUGAAGCUUCUGAAUGAACUCUUUGGGAAGUUUGAUGAAUUGGCUACCGAAAAUCAUUGCAGAAGGAUAAAAAUCUUAGGGGACUGUUACUACUGUGUGUCAGGACUGACCCAGCCCAAAACAGAUCAUGCCCACUGCUGUGUGGAAAUGGGAUUGGAUAUGAUUGACACCAUCACAUCAGUAGCUGAAGCCACUGAAGUAGAUCUCAACAUGAGGGUCGGCCUGCACACAGGAAGGGUGCUUUGUGGUGUCCUGGGCCUUCGCAAAUGGCAGUAUGAUGUUUGGUCAAAUGAUGUGACUCUGGCUAAUGUAAUGGAGGCUGGAGGCUUGCCUGGGAAAGUGCAUAUUACAAAGACCACCUUAGAGUGCCUGAAUGGGGACUACGAGGUAGAACCAGGCUAUGGCCAUGAAAGGAACAGUUUUUUGAAGAAGCAUAAUAUUGAGACCUUUUUCAUUGUGCCAUCUCACCGGAGGAAGGUAUGUCUUUCAUUCUGGCUGCUAACUGCAUAGGCUUUGUGGUCUGAUUCUUCUAUGGUGUUGUGACAUCAUAAACGAUUCACGUGAAUUUUCAUCCAUGAGCUGAACUUCUAUUUGAAUUGAACAGGAAAAGCUGUGCUAAAACACUCCAUGUCAGUUAGAUGGUCAAUCUCUUUCACUGUGAACACUGUGGACACUUAGAGAAUUUGUGUGAUUAUUGAGUGAGUGGGAGUAUAUAUUGUAUUUUAUUUGUUUGAUUUCUUUGUGAACCAUUUUGUGAUCUUUUCUCUAUACUGAAAAGCAGUAUAUAAAUACUUGAAAUAAAUAAAAAAUAAGCAUGAUGCCAGGAAGUAACAUUCAUCCAUCAUUUUCCUAUUUUUAUUAGAUUAGUAUUUUACAGAACACUUUACCUGAAAGUUCUCUUGUGCAAACCACACUGAAAUCAUUCAUUGUGCCCU
Molecule: messenger RNA, 1142 nt
Organism: Podarcis muralis (Common wall lizard)
Lineage: Eukaryota; Metazoa; Chordata; Lepidosauria; Squamata; Lacertidae
Source: RefSeq, a predicted model, not a curated record